GUCUAUUGGGAUGAUCUUUUUUUGAGAUAAUUAUAAGCUAGCAAUGUGUCGGAUAUAAAUAACGUACUCUUGAGUUAUUCUCAUUCUUAAUAUAGCUUGUGAGCAGUUUGAAAUUCCAACGGGUCGAAUAACCGGUGGAAAUUUACCGCUCAUCGAAUUAGGACGGCGCUGAGUGACGGAUUUCUUUGUUACUAAAAUUCGCGUCUCUCUUUGUUGUUUGUGCUUGUUUCCGGUGGAGAGAAUUGUAAUAUAGUCCUGGGCUCGCGCGGAAAGUUAUCGACCUAUGUAGAAGGUGUCAGGAGUAAUUGGAUUCGCAAGAAGGAGCGAGAGUUCAAAUUCGCCUUUGGAACACGCCGUCGGCGAUUCCUUCGGUGAACAAGUGGACAUUCUCGGAUGAGUGCUUUACUGCAAUCCUUUCCAGAUGUAUGUGAACGCAGUUUUCUCCAUAGGAAUUUCUCCUGCGGGGCCGUCAUCUGGUUGUUUAUGGCACGCGAUUUGCCUGCAAGGUCUCGGUCGUUGGCAUUUUCCCACUUUUUGUUUCCCUAUUCUCGGGUGACUUUUAGUCGUGAAAUCGACAUUAUCUACUUGCAUCUGGUUUGAAUUCGCGCUUAUCAUUAGUACUAUUUCGAAUUUCCAGGUGGCGUCGAGGUAACUUUACGUUACAAAAUUCUUAAUAUGGUGCCGUCUAUCGGUGAUUACUGAUAUUAGAGUUACUUUGGAUGUUUACCGAAUCGCUUUCUUGCAGUUCGAGCUUAAAGUUUGUAUGCUGGCAGUUUGUUUUUGACAGCUGUCUUUGUAUGAAAUCUAAUGGAAUCGUUACUAUAUUUGCGGGGACGGAUUUUUGCCUUUGCCUUUGUAGUGUAGUUUAUUUUUUUUCGUAGAUUACUUCCUACCGGUAGGAAUUUAUUGUUUUACGUAUUGUGCUUUUGACGUAAUGUUGAAUCAAAAUCAUCCAAUUUUGAACUCUAUUGAUACUUAUAUAGAACCUCUUUUGAAACGAGUGCUACAAACUCAAAGACUAGGAGUAUGCUGUGGUACUAUAGAACUGAACUCUAUAAGCUCCAGCUGUGGAAAGGCUAAGGCAGAUCGUUUUAAUUUGUCUAUACCGUAUGCAGGCCAGAGUCUGAAUUGGAGCAUUUUAUUCGAUUCGCAAUGUCCAGAUUUAGGACCAGAUUUUAUGUUCAGUGAUGAGACAUUUUUAGCUGAUCCGGAUGCUGAUACUUUAGCCACUCAUGUUCCUAGUCUUGCUAAAUGGAAUCCUACCGAUGCGAAUUCCUUACUUAGGGUUCUCAGUGAGCUCUUUUGGUAUUACAAGAAACAUCAAAUAGAUCUACUUGAGAAACAAGGUGACAGAUUACAAUUAGAAUACAGUACACUGGUUGGAGAAACAGAAAUAUGUGCAGAAGAUGUAGAAAUGAUUUUAUUACCAUCCGGUACCAGACCAACAGAAGCACGUUUCCUUAUUAGAAUGGCAAUGGAUUUCUCUCAGUUACCAGCACGCAGCAAUCAAUCCAGAAAUGAUGCUGCUAUGCUACUGGUUACCUUUCAUGGUCAAGAUUGGAAUCACAUAAUCCCACAGCUUUAUCUUUCAAAAAGUUUGGAGGAAGCAUUUGGUGGUCCAUCUGCACUUCACAUACCGCCAUUUCCACCAGACAAAUAUUUAAUGGAUUACGUACCAGAGGUUAAGAAAUUUAUAAGUGAAAAGAUAAACUUUCUCGCCCUAUGCUUUGAGAGGAAGAAGAGCUUUGUCACCGUAUUGCUGUUACUACAACGUGGUAGCAUCGUCGAAUACGAUGCUAUAGAGUUUAGUUAUAUCUCUAUCUUACUGGAGCACCGUGACUUUUAUUUCCUGGUUCACUUCAGGCUUCCUCCUGCGUUUCCAAAGGAGCAGCCAUUUAUAACACUGCAAUCCGUAUAUCACAUGACAUCUCAGGGUAAACUAUACAGUCAAAUUGUUGAAGACUUCCCAUUCAGUCCUCGUUGGGAACCCCUGCAAAUGGUUACCAAAGCACUGGCACAUAUUAUAGAUAACGAGGUUCAAAAGUUUCAGACAAACUCCAUAAGGAGCAGCCACUUCUAAUUUUUCUACUUUAUGAUAUCAAUUUAUUACUUGUUACACGGUCACACUUUAUACAUAUAAACUUUUUGAUAAUUCUACUGUAUACGGUAUUUUCUGUUUCUAAUCAUAAUUCCUUUCCGUAUCGUUUUAUUCGUAUUUUUCCUAGGGUGAUGUAAGAUGUCACCAAAUGUCCAGUGAGUACAGUAAUUCUGUCUUAAUUUUAACUAUAAAAUAUUAUUUUCAAUAUCGGAGUAAUCAAGAGGAGACAGAAAUUUGAUUCGACUUGUAUUAUAUUACUGAUCUAUGUAAAGUUUGUAAAUGAUUUGUUUAAAAAGAAGCAUAAUGUAUAUAUAACAUAGGCCUUUCUCAGCUAAAUCUUCAUUUAUUAUUCAAUUAUAUAAUACGAUGUCUUGAAAGGUU
Messenger RNA from Cephus cinctus (wheat stem sawfly), 2479 nucleotides. Its product is annotated as BRISC and BRCA1-A complex member 2-like. The record is from RefSeq and is a predicted model, not a curated record. Gene Ontology annotation, cellular component: BRISC complex; BRCA1-A complex. Lineage: Eukaryota; Metazoa; Arthropoda; Insecta; Hymenoptera; Cephidae. Gene Ontology annotation, biological process: double-strand break repair. The transcript is spliced from 4 exons. The coding region runs from base 935 to 2080 and encodes 381 amino acids.